GAGCAUCGCUUGUGAGCUCCGCCACGAGGGGCUUCAUACCACGUGACUGCGCCGUAAGGCGUCUCAACACCGCGUCUACUUUACUAUUAAAAUCUCUGCAGCAAAAAAUGUAUUAGGUUUAAAACUGGUUAGAAUUUUUAAAAAGAAAGAAAGAGAGAUUAUAUUUCUUCUCCAUACAAGGAUGUGAGAAGUUGUGGAUUACUUUACAGCUUGCCUGGAUGCGUAAUAUCUUCAUACGUUUUAAACAGGGUUCAUUUAAAAGACUUAAAAAAAAAAAAACAGGGUGCUAAUCGAACAUUGGACACGUUCACGGUGAAGCGUUUACAGGUUGCACUUCUGAGAGCACGUGGAGUCGGUGGGCUGGAGCGCGAGCGCGCGGCAACGCAAUGAGCCAUGAAUCAUCUCACAGCGUCCAGAGGGUCUGAUAGGAGAAAGCUUAAUGCAGGUCAGCAGUACGUCAUGUCCUGACAUGAGAUGAACCUACAUAGCUACAUAUACAGACUGUGGAGGGAUUUCCAAACAGAAGCCUGUUCAAGAAUGAGGAAUAAAUAUGUUAUUUUCAUCAUCUGCAUUGUGGCCCUUGUCAUCAUUGAAAGGGAAAACAAUAUUAUCUCAAGGGUCUCAGACAAGCUCAUGCACAGACAGACACAACAAACCCCAGACCCUCUUUCGUUCUUCAAUGGCUCCAGUUUGUAUGACAGUGAGAUAAAUAUAAAUUCCACACAGCUUUUAGAUGCAGACCAGACUGGCCAAAAGCACAUUCUCUUAUUGGCCACCACUCGCACUGGAUCCUCCUUUGUAGGUGAGUUUUUUAACCAGCUUGGCACCAACAUGUUCUACCUGUUUGAGCCACUGUGGCAUGUAGAGCGGACACUUUCUCAGGACACAUUGAUCCCCAAUUCCAACAUCUCAUCUAUUGCAUAUCGAGACGUGCUGCUAAGCCUAUUCUUGUGUGACUUCUCGCUGCUGGAGAGCUUCAUUAGCCCGCCUCCUCUAGAGCAUGUCACUCCAGCUCUGUUCCGCCGUGUGUCCAGCAUGGCACUGUGUGAGGAGCAGGUGUGCACUCCGAUGCAGAAGAAAGUUUUUGAAAGAUAUCGCUGCAGAACACGCCGCUGUGGCCCUCUCAAUUUCACCUUGGCCUCUCAGUCCUGUCUGAGGAAGAAGCACAGGGCCAUCAAGACGGUUAGGGUUCGGCAGCUGGACUCACUCCGUUUGCUAGUGGAAGAUCCUAGAUUGGAUAUUAAGGUCAUACAGCUGGUGAGGGACCCCCGUGCUGUCCUGGCCUCAAGAAUGGUAGCCUUCUCUAGCAAAUACCAGACUUGGAAAAGUUGGGCAGCAAAUGGAGAGGUACCCAUUGAUGACGAAGAAGUGAAACGGCUCCAAGGAAAUUGCAAUCAAAUCCGUGAGUCUGCCGAGCUGGGCUUGAGCCAACCGGAUUGGCUGGAAAAUCGCUACAUGCUUGUGCGCUAUGAGGACAUUGCCAGAUACCCCAUGCAGAAAGCGGCUGAGAUGUACGGGUUUACUGGGAUACCAUUCACAUCACACGCGAGGGAAUGGAUCAUUAAGAACACACAUGCUUCAGAGGUUGCCAGUGGAGUGUAUUCUACACAGAAGAACUCUUCAGAGCAGGUAGAAAAGUGGCGCUUCAGUAUACCCUUCAAAUUAGCCCAAGUUGUGCAAGAGGUUUGUGGGCCGACUAUGGAGCUAUUUGGUUAUCGAUUUGUUGACAGUGAGGAGACAUUGGUUAAUAAAUCUAUUAGCUUGCUUGAAGAAAAACAGUUUAAUUUUUCAUAUGUUACAGAUUUUAACUUUCAGUUUUAGUAGCAAUCUAGUGUUAAACAUUUCAAACAGAGCAGUGAAUGUAUUUUCAAAAGCAUAAAUACCACACUGGAGCACAGAUGUUGUAUGCCUUCAGCAUUUACCUCAUGGUUUAGCUUUAAUCAAAGUGCAUUCAGUUUGGUUCGACUAAUUAAGAAGCUGAACGGUUAAUUAAUUGUAUUUGCUGCUUGUGUUUGAAAAGGGAUUUUAUUUGUAUAAGUAAAUUAGAUUAUUGUUUUUAGUCCUGGAGACACUUUAAGCCAAACAUCUUUAUCGAAGUUGUUGUUGUGUCUUUUAUAGUUUCUUUUGAUAUUUUGUGAUGCUGGACAAAACUGUGUUUUUAAUCAACAUAAAUGUGCGUUUACUGUUUGUGUUCCAAACACAAAAUGGAGUCAAAGCCAGAGAAUGAGACUUUUGCACAAGCCUAAUGGAUUCUAGAUACAACUUGAAAGCAGGAACUGUUAAACAAUCAAUUAAAAGUAAGGUAACUGCAACUGUUUUUUUUUAUUUUAUUUCUGUUUUUCUUGCAUCUGCUGUCACGCAGAGACAUUUACUGAUAACAUUUGAGUAAAACCUUCAUUAUCAGAUGAUUGGGUGUAUGUAAAGUGAGGAGAAUGUAUGGUGAAAGGAAAAUGUUAAUAAAUAGUUAAUUAAUAAUAUAAAAUAAUACAAGAGGUAGGAUGGUUUAAUAAUAUUAGAAGACAAUGAUACAGAUACUUUCACAAAAGAGGACUGGGUUUUUGAUGUACUGUAGAAAUAUAAAUACA
This is a messenger RNA of Tachysurus fulvidraco (yellow catfish), 2585 nucleotides long. It is a transcript of the gene chst3a, whose product is annotated as carbohydrate (chondroitin 6) sulfotransferase 3a. Gene Ontology annotation, cellular component: Golgi membrane. Lineage: Eukaryota; Metazoa; Chordata; Actinopteri; Siluriformes; Bagridae. Gene Ontology annotation, molecular function: N-acetylglucosamine 6-O-sulfotransferase activity; chondroitin 6-sulfotransferase activity. The transcript is spliced from 3 exons. Gene Ontology annotation, biological process: carbohydrate metabolic process; N-acetylglucosamine metabolic process. Bases 475 to 1821 code for a protein of 448 amino acids. The record is from RefSeq and is a predicted model, not a curated record.